Molecule: messenger RNA, 575 nt
Organism: Equus quagga
Lineage: Eukaryota; Metazoa; Chordata; Mammalia; Perissodactyla; Equidae
Product: protein furry homolog-like
Exons: 3
Source: RefSeq, a predicted model, not a curated record
AUGGGCUCAGAGGCUGGCAUCAGGCCACCAACCUGCUGUGUGACUGUGGUCAAGUUACCUAACCUCUCCUUUAAAACAGGGCUCCUGGUGGUAUCUGCCUCAUGGGAAUUUCAUGAGGAGGAAAGCCACCUAGCCUACUCUAAGUGCUUAAUACAGUUAAACAAUGAUUCUGCUGCCGAUGAAACCAUGCCAGACCAUCCGGAUUUACUUCUUCAGUCUCAAGACUCCACUGGCAGCGUCUCGACAGAAGAAGUGCUUCAAAUCAGAGAUGAGACCCCAACUUUGGAGGCUUCUCUAGAUAAUGCUAACAGCCAGCUGCCUGAGGAUACCAGUUCAGUAUUAAAGGAGGAACAGGUUAUUACAAGCUUUGAAGAUGAAGGGUCAUAUAUAAUUCAAGAACAGCAAGAUUCUCUUGUGUGUCAAGGAAUUCUCGAUUUAGAGGAAACUGAAGUGCCAGAGCCUCUCGCUCCUGAGAGCUACCCCGAGUCCAUCUGUGAAGAGGAUGUGACCUUAGCUUUGAAAGAACUAGAUGAGAGAUGUGAAGAAGAAGAAGCCGAUUUCUCUGGACUGUCGAG